This is a messenger RNA of Rhagoletis pomonella (apple maggot), 11373 nucleotides long. RefSeq names its product cubilin homolog. Bases 209 to 11329 code for a protein of 3706 amino acids. Gene Ontology annotation, molecular function: calcium ion binding. Lineage: Eukaryota; Metazoa; Arthropoda; Insecta; Diptera; Tephritidae. The transcript has 23 exons. The record is from RefSeq and is a predicted model, not a curated record.
ACAUAAAUUUUCCAACAAUGGGGGCGUUACAUGUUGACUGAUAAAAAAAAAACGCCCUGAAUUUAUUUUAUAAACUACGCGGACAUCUUUCCGGCCAGUACAGCUCCAGCAGUGCGCGCAGAAACAAGAAUCACCUUAAACUGCCGCGAUUAAAGUGAAAAAUAUUAAAAGUGUUUAAAUGCAGGAUAUUCCUGUGUAUUGAGAGACUAUGCCGCCCAACAGGAUAUCAACAUUCUGUCGCACCUCACUGCUACUACAAAUAAUAUUAUUAAUUAUUUAUUUGGAAGAUCCAGCCGAUGGAUUCGUUAAUUCCCCCAAAAUUAUAACCAAAGAUGGCAAUCUUAUAGUGGAAUCUGGACUUAAUCGCAAUAUCACAUUUCGCUUGGAUGGCACUUCGCGCAUUAAUAUCAAUGACGAAUAUGAUUUGUUGGAUUUACUGUUGUUGAGCGGCAAAUACAAUCGCUCCUCACCAAUGCACCAGGAUGUCUUUGAAGCGGACAAUUUGGCGCAACUCUCCAAUGAGUUGAAUACACUGCGUACAUAUGUCUUCGGUGCGGACGGUUUGGACAAACGUUUGUACACAAUGUUGAAUAGAACUCGUUCCAACAAUCAGUCGCUACGUCGUUUUCAAACCCGUUUGCAACGUGUCGAACGAAAAGUGCAGAAUUUGUGGGAUCGCCUCGAAUUGGAUAGUUGUAAGAGUAAUCCUUGCGAGAAUGGUGGUACCUGCAUAAAUAUUUUCAGUGGAUUCAUUUGUAAAUGCCCGAAAAAUUUCGAGGGUGCCACUUGCCAGAACGACGUCAACGAAUGCGCCCUAUACGCCGGCACCGAUUUGGGUUGUCAAAAUGGCGGUCAGUGUGUCAACCAACAUGGCGGCUACAAUUGUAUAUGCAGCGCUGGUUGGUACGGCAUACACUGCACACAACGCAAAGGUGACUGCAUGCAGUCAUCCACUUGGGAGCUUUGCGCGCACGGCACCUGCGUGAAUAGCAAUGACGAUUUUGGCUACAAGUGCAUCUGCGAUGUGGGUUGGAAAACAAAUGGCCUAACACCCGCUUGCACUGUGGACGUGGAUGAAUGCAAUGAAUCACACCCGCCAUGCGCCACGAAAUGCAUAAACUUGCCAGGCUCGUUUACAUGCGCACCGUGCACUGCUGGCUUAACCGGCAAUGGUGUCAAUUGUCGGGAUAUCGAUGAAUGCGCAUUGCAAAAUGGUGGAUGCAGUUUGAGUCCGCGCGUGGUGUGCAUAAAUACCUAUGGCUCAUACCAUUGUGGUGAUUGUCCACUCGGCUGGAUUGGUGACGGGCGUAGCUGUGAGCGACGUGGUGGCACUAUAAAUACGAAUGGCGCCACUGCUACCAGUUGUGCGCUCAAUAAUUACUGUCAUCCGCUGGCCAAAUGUACCGAAGUCUCCAAUACAGCAGUGUGCUCUUGUCCAACUGGAAUGGUCGGUAGUGGCGUGGGCCUAAAUGGCUGCGUACAGGGUACACAACAGAAUUGCGCAACUAUGCCAUGUCAGAAUGGCGGCACUUGCGUCGAUUCAGGCGACACCUUCAUCUGCCUCUGCCCGAUGGGCUACCGCAGUCCAACGUGUGCACCCGUCGCGAAUCCUUGCACACCGAAUCCCUGCCACAACAAUGGCCGCUGUCGUGCAACUGGUGGCACACAAUUCACAUGCCAAUGUCCGGCUGGUUUCAAUGGUCGCCUGUGCGAUAAUCGCUUUAGCCGUUGCGGCGGCAUACUCUCAGGUCUGACUGGACAUCUGAAAUAUCCAGAAGGUUCACUUUAUGAUCACAUGGCACAAUGCGCCUGGGUUAUACGCACUAAUGAGUCUUUGGUGCUGAAUGUCACCUUCAACGCCUUCGAAUUGGAAGAUGCAACUGAAUGCCGCUUCGAUUGGUUGCAAAUUAACGAUGGUCGAAGCGCGGCGGCACAAAUCAUUGGCCGCUUUUGUGGUGUACACAAGCCGAGGGGUGGUAACAUUAUAUCUAGCAGCAGUGAAUUGUAUUUGUGGUUCAGGUCUGAUAAUUCGACAGCAAAGGCGGGUUUCGAAUUGGAGUGGAAUUCUGUACCACCGCAAUGUGGUGGUAUUGUAGAAGUUGGAUCGCAUGGUACACUCACAUCACCCGGCUCACCGGGCAACUAUCCGAAGAAUCGCGAUUGCCGCUGGCAGUUGAGAGCGCCAAAUAACAAACGUAUUAAGUUGACUUUCUUCAGUUUGCAAAUCGAGAAGCACGAAAGCUGUAAUUUCGAUUACUUGGAGAUCAUCGAUGCAAUUGCUGAUUCGACAAUAGUAAAAUAUUGCAAUUCAUCCUCACCGUCUCCACUGAUGCUGCCCACCAAUGAAGCAAUCAUACACUUUCACUCGGACAAUAUCGAAACAGAUGCCGGUUUUCAAAUAUACUAUUCCACAGAAGAACGAGUGCCUGGAUGUGGCGGUACUUAUACAGCUAAACAGGAUACCAUUGCAUCACCAAGUCUACAAGGAGACGCUCUCUCUUGUGAAUAUGACAUAAAAAUGGCAAUCGGUGAAUCGAUUAAAAUUGUAUUUACUAAAUUCGAAAUGAGUACAGACGAUUGUUUGGAGUUCUUCGACGUGCAUCCGAGCACACGCGAACUUAUGCUACAGGGAAAAUACUGUGGUGGUUAUGGUUCGGUACCGCCAGUCAUAUUACAUUCUUUAUACAAUGCACUACGCAUUAAGUAUUUUGCACGGGCGGGUAAAUUCGAAUUUAAAUAUGAAGCUGAUUGCUCCUACAAUUUCGAGAGCAGCAAUGACGAAGUGCUUUCACCAGCCUACCCGAAAUUAGAAAAUAUAGAUCGUUUUUGCAAUUUUAAAAUAACAACUGAACCAAACACAGUUAUUUCGAUUAAAUUUAUCGAUUUCGAUCUUCACGAUAGUAGCAUAGAUUCAUUAGAUUGCGCGUUUAGUUCGUUGCGGAUAAAUGAUGGUCUUAAUCAAAAUAUCACUGGUCCUUUCUGCGGAAAUAAUACACCACCUGUGGAGUUUGUUUCGAAAACAAAUAUGCUGAUUUUUACUUACCACACCUCUCUUACCAGCUCAGGAAGAGGUUUCAAAUUAGAGUAUCGUUCCAUACCGAUGGGUAAAACCGAUUGUGGUGGUGUUUUUACUAAACCGGGCUAUAAGAUACGUUUACCCACUGGUGAAGAUGAUAUGUACCUGAACAACCUGGAGUGUUAUUGGGUCAUAAUGGCGCCCGAAGGCAAAGGUAUUAUGAUCAAUUGGGAAUCGUUCAGUAUGGAGCAGACAAUGGACUGUAUGUACGAUUACGUGGAAAUCUUUGAUACUUUGGGACGUGAUGAGAGUGAUCGACCGUUGGGCAGAUACUGCGACACACCGCCUUCUUUCUCCAGCCACUCUCGUCUUUUAACACUCAAAUUCGUAUCGGAUAGCUCCGAAUCGGCUGGUGGCUUCGAGGCCAGCUAUGAGUUCAUAGACAUUAGCAAGCAGUGCGGUGGCGAAAUAUUCUCCACUACUGGGCGCAUAUUUUCUCCCGACUAUCCAGCGAAUUACACAAAUGGCAUUGAUUGUAUUUGGGUAAUUAAUACUCCCGAGAAUACACAAGUCAAAUUAGACAUCGAUAUGUUUGAGUUGCAAGCGAGCGAAAACUGCGACAGCGAUUGGCUGGAAAUACGCAAUGGCGGCUCGGUGCAAUCACCAUUAAUUAAUAAAUAUUGUGGCACUUUGAUACCGCGACAAAUACCAUCAUUUACCCAUCAGUUGCGGUUGCACUUCCACAGUGAUAGUUUCCUCAGUGCACGUGGUUUCCAAAUACACUGGUUUGUCUUCUCGAACGGCUGCGGUGGCAAUCUGAAAUCGGAUGCCGGUGUUAUAGCUUCACCGCGCUAUCCAAAUCCAUAUCCGCACAAUGCUGAAUGUGACUGGCAUAUUCAGGUGCCAAAAGGCUCUUCCAUACAUUUCAGCAUUGACGAUUUGGAAAUCGAAGAAUUGUUCGAAUGUCAUUACGAUUACUUGGAAAUCUACAAUGGUCGCAGCACUUCACAUCCGCUGCUGGCGAAAUUGUGUCAGCUGGAACGAGAAGAACCCAAACAACUUUUCACCACGAGCAAUGAGGCAUUGCUGCGUUUCCGCACCGAUAGCAGUCAGCGCGAGCGUGGCUUUUUACUGUCAUACUAUUCGAAUUGCACACGAACUAUCACCGAAAUUAGUGGUGUGAUCGAAAGUCCGAAUUUUGGCAAUCCUUACUUCAAUGAUCCCAUAAAUUGUUCAUGGACGAUUCAAGCGCCAAAGGGUAAUCUCAUCGUAUUACAAUUUUCACAUUAUGAAAAACGAGAUGGUGGUCGAGAUGUUGUAUUCAAAGAGCCCGGCAAGAAUGAAACACUCGUACAUCUACUAUCGCCAAAUGACAACUUCACCACAACUGGAAACACACUGAUGGUUAUACAGAACAGCAGUUGGGUGAAUUUCCGCUUGGAAUAUGUAAUGUUCGGUUGCGUACAGGUGUUCCAUCGUGAAACGGGUGAAUUCCAAUCGCCCAACCAUCCGCUGCCUUAUCCCAACGAUAUUGAGUGUAUGUGGGAGAUCAAAACAACGCCGGGUCAAGGUGUUGAAUUGACCGUGACGGAACUGGAUAUUGAGGAGACAGUAAACUGUACCAAUGAUGCACUAGUGAUAUCUAGUCACUCUGAGAGCAACAAUUACAAAGAACGCCAUUGUGGCAAACAAGAUAAAUUGGUUAUUACUAGUUCGAGCCAUCAGCUGUUCGUUCGGUUUAUAAGUAAUAAGGAGCAUAACGGAAAAGGAUUCCAGGCAUCGUACAAGAUAUUGAAGUCGCAAUGUGGUGGUGUACUGAGUAGUAAAAAUGGUGUCAUCACAUCACCUAAUUACCCACUCAAUUAUCCGCCGGAAGCAAGUUGCGAAUGGACUAUCGAAGUGACACCGUAUCAUUCAAUCACACUUACCUUAGAAGAAAUUGAAAUGGAAAACUAUUAUUCGUGUGAAAUGGACUAUGUAGAGGCAUACGAGGAUGGCAACAGUGAUGGUGAUACGGCUAUAGAGGAGGGCAAGCUACUGUUCAAAGAGUGUGGUUUGGCAGAUUCAACGCAAACUGAGUGGGUUACCACUACCAAUAGGGCGGUGGUGCGUUUUGAGAGUGACGAUAGUAUACAAUCGAAGGGUUUCAAAUUGAGCUACAAGGAGAAUUGUGGACAACGCAUUGAAAUUGGCGAUGAUGACGUGGGUUAUAUCGGUAUAAGUCGCAAUGUGGUAACGAAUGAAACUUGCGAAUGGCAUUUAAUAGCAAAAGAUCUAACCAAACAUGUACAAUUCACACCUACGCACGUACAGCUCAGUCCACUGGUAGCAAUGUCGGCAUUGACGGAGGAGGACUGUAUGGAUCAGGGCGUAAAGGUAUUUGAUGGUAUGGAUGACACUGCACCCCUGCGCGCCAAGUUCUGCAAAACACAUCCACCAGAUAUUAUUUCGAAUGGACAUGCACUCACCAUCAGAAUGCCACUGAAUGUUACGACCGAAAUUGAAGGAUACUAUCUAUUGGUGGAUAGUUGGUGUGGCGGUUAUUACUCAUCGAUGAGUGGCAAAUUCGCCACACCCUAUUAUCCCUCCUCAUAUCCAGUGAAUAUCAAUUGCGAAUGGUUUAUUGUGGCCAGUGAAGGCAACUCGCUUAUAUUCACAAUUGAAUCAUUCGAUUUGGAGGAAUCGGAGGGUUGCAACAAAGACUAUCUGGAAGUGCGUGACACAAAAGAGAGUGGUCCUUUAUUAGGUCUGUUCUGUGGUACAAAUAUUCCACCACCCAUAACGGGCGUUCAAUCAAUAUGGGUGAAAUUCGGCAGCGAUGAUGAUGGCGUGGCUAAUGGUUUUGUGGUGUCCUAUAAUUAUGCUACACACAAUGAAAUCAAUGGCACAAAUGGUACAAUUGAGUCACCGCAUUAUCCCACCAAGUUCCAUGUAGAUGAACCGUACACUUGGCGUAUUACAGUCGACAAGGAGUACGUGCUGGUGGUGGUCAUAAAACAUGUUAUCGAUGUGGAUAUACCAUUUAUAAAGUUCUACGACGGUUAUUCGGAUAUUGGACUUCAAAUCGAUUACUCGAAUAAAAAUUAUGUCCAUUCCAGCACAAAUAUACUCUACAUAAAGGCUUCGCGUGGUCCCUUCCAGUUGGAAUGGUCCACACUUUCAAAGGAAGAAUUGCGAAAUAAUCAAACUUUAGAAGAAAAUGCUGCAAUUUGUGGCAAAAAUCUCUACACCAUAAAUACCGGUGUUUUGGUUUUUAUCAAUUCGCCUGGUUAUCCUAACGGCUAUGCCAGCUCGCUUAAUUGCAGUUGGGUGCUAAUGGCAACAAAACCUGCCACACAUGUUACCCUCCAAAUGACUACGGUCGACUUGGAAGAAAUGGUCGAUUGCCCUGUAGAUUACGUUACAGUGUCUGCCAGCAGUGAUCUACAGAAUUGGCAGCAGCUGGAUCGGUUGUGUAAGAAACCCGAAAAUGUGCAAAAGGUCUACCAUGGCACACCGUAUCUCAAACUGAACUUUGUCACCGAUUUUAGCGUGAAUAAAACAGGUUUCUCCGGGCAAGCGAGAACUGUCUGCGGCUCCGAGAUGACGGCUACACAAGGUUUAGUUAAUAUAACGGAGUUAGUGUCUGGUAUUGGUAAUUUCCAAGUGGAUUGCGUCUGGAAAAUACACGUUCGCCAAAGUCGUCGUAUACGCAUACGUUUCAUGGAUUCUUAUCUGGCACCGGAAAAUCAAGCGAAUAUUUGUCGUGCCUACUUUUUGGUACGCAAUGGCUUAGCAGAGGAUUCGCCCUUCCUCGGCAAGGGCAAGUAUUGUGAUAACAAUAUAACCGAUGUGCUGGAGACCACUUCGAAUCGGGCAUUCGUAAAAUUCUCGCGUUCCGCUUUUCCACGCUUCCGAGCUGCUUUCUAUUACGAAGAGAUAAGCCAUGAGUGCUCUGAUGUGUUGCUUCUAACUGAGGGUACACUUUCGGAACGAGAAAAAAUUAUUAAUUCCCCCUCUUAUCCCAAUAUUCCCAAUCCACAUUCGGAGUGCAUUUGGCGUGUGGAGGCACCAGCGCAUCAUAUAAUCGCUGUCGAAUUCAGAGAUGAGUUCGAUUUGGCAACAUCGGAUAGUACUUCGGGCGCUUGCGAUCGCGAAUAUGUGCAGCUAAAUGACGGUGCAACCGAACUAAUGCCCGUGAUCGGUAUCUUCUGUGGCAAAAAGAAGCCAAACAUGCAGUAUACGACUGGUAAUGUUUUACGCGUAAAAUAUUUCACCGAUAUCUCAGAGCCACACGUAGGCUUCAAAGCAUUGGUUUCGAUCGGACGCUGCGGUGGUUCUUACUACGAAAAUCAGGGUGAAAUUUACUCACCGGAUGCAUCGGUAAUAAAUGAUGCACGCGAUUUCGAGUGCAUAUACACAAUCGAAGUGGAUGGCGGAAGUACGAUCAAAAUUAUUGUAGAAACUAUGGAGCUGCCGGACACAGAGGAUUGUUCUAAAGGCAGCCACUUGGAACUACAGGAGAUCGUCACAUACGAGGGCAAAGAUAAUGUUACAGAUUCGCUACGUAUAUGCGGCAGUCGCAAAGAUAAAGCUUACAUCGUCGAGACAAAUAAGCUGAUUGUGCGUUAUCGCAUAGAAAAUUCCAAUCCCGCGGCGCACUCCUUCAAACUCACAUAUUCCGCUAUCGGCACCCGUUGCGGCGAGACCAUCACAGCAAAUCGUGGCACACUAUACACGCCGGGAUAUCCACAAGGCGUCAAUAGGCCGACACAUUGCGUUUGGUACAUACGUGUACCGAAAGGUAAGCGCAUCAAAGUCGAGAUACUUGAUUUCGACACUGGCGCAGCGUUGAAUGCAACCAACUCAUUUGGGCAUGUGAGCUCUUUCCGUGGGCGCCUUAGCUUUGCUAAUGAUUUUGAGAUGCAAUCGAUUAUUGCGCGUAUAUCUAGAAAUCCACCCGCGGCGGUCUACUCCACGGACAACACAAUGGGCAUUGAUGCAUUUUUGCUUUCAUUCAGUCAACAUCGCGGCUUCCGAUUGCGUUUCACUUCGGAUGAGGACUCGCAGGUGUGCCGCCAUAAUCUCAAUCUGGAUAAUGGUGAAGGAGUUGUGCGCUUCAGGCGCCAAAAUGAUACCGACAUCUACUGCAAUUACGCGCUCAAAAUGCAAGACAACGAAACAUUAUCGUUGCAAGUGGAACGAUUUGAACGAAACUUAACAUUUUCGCUAUAUUCUUCGCUUUGCAGCUACGUAUCGCCUCUCAAAUUGGAAUUGAACUCGCAACAAAUCGCGUCGGAUCUCUUGUGUAAAAACGAAACCCGUCCCAUCGUAAGACUUCCGUAUCCGGUAACCAUGAAAUUGCUCGGCAACAGACGUAACAAACUCAUCAACUUAGAUUUGAGGUACAAAGUUUACAAAUGCGGCGGCAUACAUUCCAUUUACACUGAUCUCAAUAUAACGCAACCGCAAAUGGGCAAUCACACCGGCGAAUUGGAGUGCGCGUGGGCAGUGUGGCCCGAUCAUGAGUUCAGCGUGGAUGACACGGAAGAUCUUGAUUUCUGGGCAGCAGGCACUCAAAUCGAAGUAUCGUUGUCCACGGAUUUCAAGGGCUCCUGCGAAGAUCAAUAUCUAAUUGUAUACGGCGGGCCCAAUCAGAAUUUUCCACACUUGGGACGCUUUUGCACACAAUCAUCCAUGGACAAUAUGGUUGUGGAGCGUGGCGUGUUUGUUGAGUACUACGCACGCAACUAUGAAGCGCAGUCCAAGUUUAAUUUGUCGCUGAAACAGGGCAGCGGUUGCGGUGGCAAACUCACCUAUCCAUAUCGACCAAUAACGUUUAGUGACCAAUACAAGAAUAAUAUUGAAUGCGUGUGGGAUUUGGCAACAGAAACUGGCUUUCAUAUCGGGCUUUAUUUCACCGACCGUUUCUUCAUUGAGUCGAGCAAGGAUUGUACGAAAGAUUAUUUGUUGGUGCAGCAGAAAACGCUGAACGGUACUUGGGAAGAGCUGGGCAGAUAUUGUGGACGUGAACCGCCAAAAUCGGUAAAUAGUACAACUACCCAGAUGCGCUUAAUUUUCCGCACAGAUGCCGAGACGUUGGGUGAUGGCUUCACAGCGAAUUUCGAACGCAAUUGUGGUGGUAUACUCUAUGCAACGCGUGAGUUGCAACAUCAGACCAGUCCGGGCUACCCAUGGCGAUACGAGAACAAUCUGGUGUGCAAUUACACUAUCGUGCAGAAGGAGAAAACUAAGACCGGCAUACUGCUGCAGUUCUUGGACUUCGAGGUGGAAGAGCCGCCAAUUACGCGUUGUCUCUUCGAUAACGUUACCGUGGAAACGUACAUCGAAGACUCGCCACCGGUAGAAACGAUACUUUGUGGUACUAAACGUUCGCACGAGUUUCGUGGUGAUAAAAUAACGGUGGUUUUGCGCACCGAUCACUCAUUUUCCUCCAGGGGUUUCAAGUUUGCUUACAGCACCAACGUUUGUGGCUACACCAUACACAACGCGACUGUGAUAGAGACACCGCGCCAAUAUAGCGAUGGCAGUAUGCCACCAAACAGUGAUUGCAAUUGGAAUCUAACUGCGCCCAGUGAUUAUAAGAUACUCAUCAAAUUUGAAUAUUUCGACUAUGAGAGCGAUUCAACAUGUGACUUUGACGGUGUCGAAGUUUACAAGUCCUUAUUCCCAGUCGAGGAUCAGCGUAUUGCGAAAUUCUGCGGUAACCUUACCGGCCUCAUACCACCACUGCAUAUUGCCGGAAAUCGCGCACUGAUACACAGCUACUCAGAUCGCAGCAUCGGUUCGAUGGGCUUUAAAGCGGUCAUCAACUUCCUGCCGAAUUGCGAUGAAAAAAUCUACCUAGGAGCCGAUAAUUCUACAUACGAUUUCACAAAAUAUGCGAACGGCUAUACGCAUAACUUGGAUUGUGCAUACGUUUUCACAACCACGCAUGGACGACAGCUAUUUGCGGACUUCAAUAGUUUCCAUGUUGAGGAUAGCGAAAAGUGUCAGGAUGAUUUCUUAGAAGUGCGUGAUGGCGGCGGUCCCUUCGCAGACUUGAUUGGCACAUUUUGUGGGCAUGUAGUGCCGCCGCGCAUGAUGUCCUCACAGAAUGCAUUAUUUAUGCGCUUCGUGAGUGACUCGGCGGUGGCGAGUACGGGCUUUAGUGCAAAAAUUACAGUUUCACCUAAAAUAUGUGGGGAUAUGGAAGUGGAGGUUAAGAGCAAAGAGAAAUUUGUUUUAAAUUCGCCGAACGCACCAGACCAACUUUAUGGCAAACAUAUGAACUGCUUGUGGCGGCUGAAAAGCACGAAAACAAUACAUUUGAAAUUCGAGCGCUUCGAUUUGGAAGGCACCAACACCACAGGCAAAUGUGCUGGGGAUACGCUAAAAAUUUACAAUAAAGAGGAUGCCGGUGAAAUCGAGAAGGGUUACGGCACUGAGAUAAUUUUCAAUGGCCAAAUGGGUAGCACCGAUUGGAGUAACUACGCAACCGAUUACGUUUAUUGUGGCAAUCACGUACCAGAUGAUUACUUCUCUACUGGAAAUACCAUUAUUAUCAAAUUUCAGACUGAUGAUGAAAUUGAAAAAACAGGCUUCAGCAUAAGCGCUUUUGCUGUUGAAGGCUGCUUCCGUAAUUACACCGGCACACAAGGACGCAUACAAAUCUCCGAUACUACUGAUGAAUGUGAUGUCUACAUAGAAGCGCCACAAAACUAUUCACUCAGCCUUUACUAUGCGGAUGUUACAUUUGCUGAAUACGAGUGCACAAAGGAAUAUAUUGAAGUUUUUAACGCUAACACGAAUAGUUCAUUGCAAAAGAUUUGCUCGUACACUGGCAAUGAUAAGGCGCUCUUCUCCAGCGCGAAUAAAUUACGUUUGCAUGUGAAAAUGAGCGGCUACUAUACAAAAUUCGAUAUUACUUAUUUGGCUAGCCGUGAUGGCCCUGGUUGUGGUGGUAAUCUAUACAAUAAUCGUGGCACAAUCGUUAAUCCAUUCUAUCCGAAUAAUGUGCGAAAUAAUUCCAAUUGUCUUUGGAAUAUUCGCGUACCAUCGAAUUUGCAUGUGUUGCUGCAUUUUGAAGUUUUCGAUCUUGGCACUAAAAACACUUGCCAUUCAGAUUAUUUGGAGAUUAUCGAGUCCGACGACGAAGGUCCAGACAGAGUUGUUCGACGUUUUUGUGGCGAGGACAAUCCCAAAAUGUACAAAAGCGAACACAGUUCACUUUCAAUACGUUUCCAUAAAACGCUGAACUAUGAUGGCACUGGCUGGGUUAUAAACUUCCAAGGUGUUUACUCGAAUUAUAAGAUUCCUGAAUUCCUGCAAUAACAAUAAGAGUAUUUUGUUUAAUAUGCUUUUUAUUAAUUAGUGUU